GGGCACUGGGAAGAGUUUAGCAUAAGGAUUUCUUUUAAACCCCAAUAUGACAGUUGCUACCGGAGAUCCUGCAGAUGAAGCUGCAGCUCUUCCCGGUCACCCGCAGGACACGUAUAACCCUGAGACCGACCAUGAAUGCUGCGAGAGGGUGGUCAUCAAUAUUUCGGGUCUGCGCUUUGAGACACAGCUCAAGACAUUAGCCCAGUUUCCAGAGACCUUACUAGGGGAUCCUAAAAAGAGAAUGAGAUAUUUUGACCCACUCCGGAAUGAGUAUUUCUUUGACCGGAACAGACCCAGCUUUGAUGCAAUUUUGUACUAUUACCAGUCUGGUGGUAGGUUGCGGAGGCCGGUUAACGUGCCCUUAGAUAUCUUCUCAGAAGAGAUUCGUUUCUAUGAACUGGGGGAAGAAGCGAUGGAGAUGUUUCGGGAGGAUGAAGGCUACAUCAAAGAAGAGGAAAGACCAUUGCCUGAGAACGAGUUUCAGAGACAAGUGUGGUUGCUGUUUGAGUACCCCGAGAGCUCAGGCCCUGCCAGGAUUAUAGCUAUUGUCUCUGUCAUGGUGAUUUUGAUCUCCAUCGUCAGCUUUUGCCUGGAAACAUUGCCCAUUUUUCGGGAUGAGAAUGAAGACAUGCACAGCAGUGGGCUGAGCCAUCCCCCCUACUCCAACAGCAGCAUGGGGUACCAGCAGUCAACUUCUUUCACAGACCCCUUCUUCAUUGUGGAGACACUUUGCAUCAUCUGGUUCUCCUUUGAGUUCUUGGUGAGGUUUUUCGCCUGCCCCAGCAAGGCUGGGUUUUUUACCAACAUCAUGAACAUUAUAGACAUUGUAGCCAUCAUUCCCUAUUUCAUCACCUUAGGGACGGAGCUGGCUGAGAAGCCGGAGGAUGGUCAGCAAGGCCAGCAAGCCAUGUCCCUAGCCAUCCUUCGAGUCAUCCGUUUGGUGCGGGUCUUCAGGAUCUUCAAGCUCUCCCGACACUCCAAGGGGCUGCAGAUCCUGGGGCAGACUCUCAAGGCCAGUAUGCGGGAGCUGGGCCUCUUGAUAUUUUUCCUCUUCAUUGGCGUCAUUCUCUUCUCCAGCGCCGUCUACUUUGCUGAGGCCGACGAGAGCGAGUCCCAGUUCCCGAGCAUCCCCGAUGCCUUCUGGUGGGCUGUGGUUUCCAUGACGACUGUUGGCUACGGAGACAUGGUCCCCACGACCAUCGGGGGGAAAAUAGUGGGUUCCUUGUGUGCCAUCGCUGGCGUAUUAACGAUUGCCUUACCAGUGCCCGUCAUAGUGUCUAACUUCAAUUACUUCUACCACCGGGAGACAGAGGGAGAGGAGCAGGCUCAAUAUUUGCAAGUAACCAGCUGCCCAAAGAUCCCCUCUUCCCCUGACCUAAAGAAAAGCAGAAGUGCCUCUACUAUUAGUAAGUCUGAUUAUAUGGAGAUUCAGGAAGGCGUAAACAAUAGCAAUGAGGAUUUCAGGGAGGAGAACUUAAAGACAGCCAAUUGCACCCUAGCUAACACAAACUAUGUGAAUAUCACCAAAAUGCUAACUGAUGUCUAGUUGCUAAAAUCUAGUAAUGUAUUUAAAGCUGAAGUGGAACAAUUGCAGAUAUUGAGUGCUGCUCUGCAUUGUAGUUAAUACAGUAUUUUCUACGGUGUAUAUUUGGUUCUGCAUGGGAAGCAAUAGCUAAGUGACUUUUAACCUUUGAUUUCCACCCUGAAUAAGCUUUCAUGCAAAAAAACCCAAACCCAAACAACCAUUUUGUUUCCCUUCUCCCAUCCCAGGUUUGUGGGUUUCCAAAGAUACGGAGCAGUUGGGCAUUUCGAGC
Balearica regulorum gibbericeps (East African grey crowned-crane) is the source of this 1814-nucleotide messenger RNA. The record is from RefSeq and is a predicted model, not a curated record. Lineage: Eukaryota; Metazoa; Chordata; Aves; Gruiformes; Gruidae.